AUGGGUAAACUUACAUAUCUGAUACACGAUUUGAUGUACUUGCGACACAGUUACUACUACGAUAUUCAGUUGUAUGAUUUACUCCCACCUCAGAAAAAGAAGAGACCAAACAAGGGACAACAAGACGCGCAUAUGGUGACUUUGGACUACACCUCAGGCAAAAUAGUGCCCAUUUCAGCUUUUCUUCUCUUACAAUCAGAUACCACAAGUUCCAACAUGCAGAUGAAUCAAGGUGUAUACCCUCCCAUAUGGUCACCACCUUUAUCAUCCAUUCCCAACACUUUGCCUCAAAUCUUUCAGAACUCUGGUUACCCAUUCCAAGGGGUUAUGGUUCCAGUGGUUAACUUUGACCAUGAGUUUUCAGUCCCAUGUGGUUCUUUACCAUUUGAGACUCAGAAUGCACAAUAUGCGUCACCUACAUGGUACAACAGUCCCAUUAGUCCACCCCCACAAGCAGCAACUAUAUACAAUGCAGUUAAAGAUAAGACAGUGGAAUUAGCAGGAAAUGGAGAAGUGAGCUCGGGUGACCCAGUGAUACUACAAGAUGAAAUCAAAUUUGCACAAUACGAGCAUAUAGAUAUUGAUUUGAUAACAUGGAGCACACUACUAAUGAUAAGUUUGAACAAAAUGUAUGGAUUGAUUGGAGAAUCAUCGCCAUUUGAAACACAGGUAAAGGUGUCCUCAAAGUCAAUAAUACUCAAGAUACAACCAGAGGACAGGGAAAAGUUUAGCAACAGUUUAUUGAGCUACACUUUCAACUUGAACAAGUACACAGAUAUGGAUUUAAACUGCUGCAUAAAGAUCAAGAAACGGGGAUAUUCUGUGGGAAAAGUGAUAUGA
Lodderomyces margitis is the source of this 840-nucleotide messenger RNA. RefSeq lists its product as uncharacterized. Gene Ontology annotation, biological process: tRNA processing; intronic box C/D snoRNA processing; nuclear-transcribed mRNA catabolic process, RNase MRP-dependent. The transcript is spliced from 2 exons. Gene Ontology annotation, cellular component: ribonuclease MRP complex; nucleolar ribonuclease P complex. The coding region runs from base 1 to 840 and encodes 279 amino acids. Lineage: Eukaryota; Fungi; Ascomycota; Pichiomycetes; Serinales; Debaryomycetaceae. The record is from RefSeq and is a predicted model, not a curated record. Gene Ontology annotation, molecular function: ribonuclease MRP activity.